AAUUUUUGUAUUUUUAGUAGAGACAGGGUUUCACCAUAUUGGCCAGGCUGGUCUCAAACUCCUGGCCUCAGGUGAUUCACCUGCCUCGGCCUCCCAAAGUAUUGGGAUUACAGGCAUGAGCCACCAUACCUGGCUGAUUCAUUCUCAACGAGAGGACUGGAGACUCAGUAUUCCCAUUCCUAAAUUAAUUGGGGAAGGAUGCAGCUUCUCUGAGGUAUGCUGGAGACUUAGUCUCUUCUACCUAUCACUAAUCUCAAUGUCUUUGUCCCCCUCCCUAUCAUUCUUCCCCUUUCUGCAUCUCCACCCCUACACUGGGUUCCACCACUCUGCCAUGCCUGAUUCUCCCACCCCCACCUUCUUUCCCCUUCUCCUUCCUUACCCAUGCCCCCACCUUCCAUGUCUGCUCCCCACUCUCUCAGUCCUAGUUGCAGAGGUCAUCAAGUUUUACUUCCCCAAGAUGGUGGAGAUGCACAAUUAUGUCCCUGCCAACUCUAUCCAGCAGAAGCUCAGCAACUGGGGUCAUCUGAACAGGAAGGUACUGAACAAGCUGAACUUUUCAGUACCAGAUGACAUGAUGCGCAAGAUCGCUCAGUGUGUCCCUGGAGUGGUGGAGCUGGUGCUUAUCCCGCUGAGGCAGCGCUUGGAGGAGCGGCAGAGGCACAGGAAGCAGGGCGUGGGCUCCUUACAGGAGCUGGCUCCCCAGGAUGGCAGUGGCUACGUGGAUGUGGGUUUAUCACAGAAAGCCCGAGGUGAAGGUGCCCUGGACCCCCAGGGAGGGGGUCAGCUCAGAGGGGACCCUCCGCCCGCGGGUCGGCCUCCAGCGUAUAACCAGGCGUUGCAGGACGACCCAAGGUUCGUCCUCCAGAUCGCCGAAAAGGAGCAGGAGCUAUUGGCCUCGCAGGAGACCGUACAGGUCCUGCAGAUGAAGGUGAGGCGCCUGGAGCACCUACUCCAGCUCAAGAACGUGCGCAUCGCAGACCUCUCCCGGCGGCUCCAGCAGGCGGAGCGUAAGCAGCGAUGAGCUGUGGCUCAGGCCGCGCGGGGACGCCCCGUACCCUCCAGAGCUCCGAUGCCGCGCCCGACCCACCCACUAACGGAGGGGCGUUUGGGAGGGUGGAGCCCGCUGCUCGCACGAGCCUCUUGGGCCCCGAGUGCCCUCCUUCCUUGGGAUGGGUGAGCGUGGGAGAAUGUGGAACAGGGAGCCGUACGAGCCGAGGCCCGGGACUGAGCCGCCUCCUCCCACUCCAUCCGGGUCAGGAAAAUGGACUGCUUUCCAGAGCCCAAAAGCCCCGUGCAGAGACCUGGCCUGCCCCCCAAAGUAGUGUCCAACACCUCGGGCCGGCCUUGCAGCUCCUGGCGCUGGGCCUUAGGGGGCAGUCCCUGGCUCGGUCCACACCCCCAGAAUCAGGUCCUUGCCCAGCUCCGAGGACUGCGGUGUCUCCAUCCAGGAUAGUUCCCCUCAACCAAAGGGCCGCUAAGGGGCUCCCCUGCUCUUCCUGGGAGCUUACCUGGACCCAGCUCGGCGACGGAGACCGCAGCAGCUGGAGAGGAAGGGGUGAGAAGUGGGAUCGCCAGGAGUAGGGAGGACAUCGACUUGCCUGUAGCAGUCACCCCACCCUCCUCGCGCACAGGCUACUGAAGGGAAGGUUUAAAGGAUACGGCUCAGGGCUGCCCCAUUAAAGUUACUGUUUUGUUCUA
This is a messenger RNA of Cebus imitator (Panamanian white-faced capuchin), 1698 nucleotides long. It is a transcript of the gene SPEF1, whose product is annotated as sperm flagellar 1. Bases 116 to 1021 code for a protein of 301 amino acids. Gene Ontology annotation, molecular function: microtubule binding. The transcript is spliced from 6 exons. NCBI's taxonomy places the organism in Eukaryota, Metazoa, Chordata, Mammalia, Primates, Cebidae. Gene Ontology annotation, cellular component: axoneme. The record is from RefSeq and is a predicted model, not a curated record. Gene Ontology annotation, biological process: regulation of cytoskeleton organization.